Molecule: messenger RNA, 2159 nt
Organism: Vicugna pacos (alpaca)
Lineage: Eukaryota; Metazoa; Chordata; Mammalia; Artiodactyla; Camelidae
Source: RefSeq, a predicted model, not a curated record
CUGUAGGCGGCGUGGAUGGUGCGACAGGCGGGGUGGACCGGGCUUGGGGUAGGCCCCAGUGCUCCCUGCAGCCCCCGAGCAGUUUCUCAGGAGGCGUUGGUCUUGCAGAUGCUUCAGGACUGUCCCAAGGCCCGCCGCGAGGUGGAGCUGCACUGGCGGGCCUCCCAGUGCCCGCACAUUGUGCGCAUCGUGGACGUGUAUGAGAACCUGUAUGCGGGGAGGAAGUGCCUGCUGAUUGUCAUGGAGUGUUUGGAUGGUGGAGAGCUCUUUAGCCGAAUCCAGGACCGAGGAGACCAAGCCUUCACAGAAAGAGAGGCGUCAGAAAUCAUGAAGAGCAUCGGUGAGGCCAUCCAGUAUUUACACUCGAUCAACAUCGCCCAUCGGGAUGUCAAGCCUGAGAAUCUCUUGUACACCUCCAAAAGGCCCAACGCCAUUCUGAAGCUGACUGAUUUUGGCUUUGCCAAGGAAACCACCAGCCACAACUCCCUGACCACUCCUUGUUACACGCCAUACUACGUGGCUCCAGAAGUGCUGGGCCCAGAGAAGUAUGACAAGUCUUGUGACAUGUGGUCCUUGGGUGUCAUCAUGUACAUCCUGCUGUGUGGGUACCCCCCGUUUUAUUCCAACCAUGGCCUUGCCAUCUCUCCUGGUAUGAAGAGUCGCAUCCGAAUGGGCCAGUAUGAAUUUCCCAACCCGGAGUGGUCAGAAGUAUCAGAGGAAGUGAAGAUGCUCAUCCGGAACCUGCUAAAGACAGAGCCCACCCAGAGGAUGACCAUCACUGAGUUCAUGAACCACCCCUGGAUCAUGCAAUCAACGAAGGUCCCUCAAACCCCACUGCACACCAGCCGGGUCCUGAAGGAGGACAAGGAGCGAUGGGAGGACGUGAAGGAGGAGAUGACCAGUGCCUUGGCCACGAUGCGGGUUGACUACGAGCAGAUCAAGAUAAAAAAGAUCGAAGAUGCGUCCAACCCUCUGCUUCUGAAGAGGCGGAAGAAGGCUCGGGCCCUGGAGGCCGCGGCCCUUGCUCACUGAGCCGCUGAGCCCGCCCAGCUCUACUGGAGGACAAGCAAUAACUCUCGACCCGAAUAUAUUUUUUUAAACGAAGAGACACAGAACUGUCCACUUCUGCCUCCCCUCCUCCUCGGCUGUGUGGAGCCUGGACCUCGUCAGAGGCUGAGUUCUGGCCGCCCCCGCGAGGGAGCCGCUGGGAGGCCAGGAGGGCAUGGAGAGAAGGAGCAAGAUGCUCUUGGACCUGGGCUCCUUCUGCGAUUUUAUCAGUAAUUUGACUUGGAAUUUUUAUGAAACCUCUUUUAUUGUUCUUCCCCUCACUCUCGCUGCUCCUCUCCCCCAGACCCCUGCCUCUCUGGAUCUUGCAAGGGUUUGGGGUUUGUUCAAGGGUGUUUGUGGAGACCGUGAUGGGGAGCGUCCCUGUGUUGUCCCAUCUGCCCUUUCCGAUUUCCCACUACAGCCCGGUCCCCAAUGGCUGAGGCAUCCUGGGAGCUGCAGGCCACGGAGAGCUGGGGCCAGGCGGCCGCCCCUCCUCUGCUGAGCUCUCGGACACCACCAGUGUGCCCGGCAGAUGGGAGUGAGUGUGGGUGUGUGUGUGUGCGUGUGCCCGUGCGCGUGUGCCUGGGUCAGGGCCUGGGCUUGUGUAUUUGAGGGGCCAGGGGCAGACGGGGCUGCGGAGGGGGGCCCCCCGUGGCUCAGGAACCCUCUCCCUCCUCGGGCCUGCUCUGCCCGCAUCGGGCCUUCCGAAGUGCCUGGGAAGCCUGUCCAGAUCCUGAGCCAGGCCGUCGCGCCCGCCUCUGUGAGCUGGUUCCGGGGGGGUGGAGAGGAGUGACUUAGCCCCCGCCCAGCCAUCCGGAAGACUGGAGCCCCGCCCCGGGACCCGGCUCCCCUCUCAGUGCUGGGCCGGGUCCUCUGUGGCGCUGAUAUACCGAGUCACCUCUCUGCUUCCCCUUCCUGCCAUUAUUAACCCAUCUUCUUUAUUUUCUGACAUUUUAGCCAUUUCUCAGCAGGCCCCCUCUCAGCCCUCGGGGGUGAGCCUGGGCGGUUUAUGAAUGACACAGAGCUACUGCCUUUCCGGGCCUCCCGGGGUCCGGGGGCGUCGGCCAGCGAGCCCUGUGGUCGAAGGCAGCACCGCUUAUGUGGCCCUGCUG